CUUUCAGCUUAAAAUAAACUUAACCCCUCUACACCAGUACUGCAGUAUUCAAAUCAAUUUCUUGAUCCUGCAGAGACCAAAAAGAAAAGGGCUGAAACGAGAGCUUAGUUUGCACCAAUUCAUCACUGUUUAUUAAUUAUGGGGGAAAAGAAGCCUUAUUUAGCGGUGAUCUUGGUACAGUCAAUCUAUGCUGGAAUGUUCUUAGUCUCAAAAGCAGCCUUCAAUGUUGGUAUGAACAAUUUUGUCUUCGUAUUUUACAGACAGACUGCUGCAACUCUUUUCUUGGCUCCUCUUGCACUUUUCUUAGAAUGGAAAAAUCGGCCGCCUCUAUCAUUCGUGACCUUCUGCAAGAUUUUUCUGCUAUCUUUUUGCGGGAUUACUUUGAGUUUGGAUAUCUAUGGAAUCGCACUUGUUUACACUUCUGCAACUUUGGCUGCUGCAACUACAAAUUGCCUUCCUGUCAUUACUUUCUUCCUGGCCCUUUUGCUCAGGAUUGAGGUGCUGAAGUUGAGGACAUUCUCAGGUAUUGCAAAGCUUAUAGGCAUAAUAGCAUGUAUGGCUGGAGCUGCAACUCUUGCAUUUUUUAAAGGCCCCCACUUUAAACUCUUGUGCAAUCAUCAAAUUUUUGGGUCCUAUGACAGCCAAGAGCUUGUGGGGCAUGUUUCUUCUGGGAAAACAUGGAUAAAGGGUUGUUUCCUUAUGCUCAUGUCCAACACCUUUUGGGGCUUGUGGCUUGUUUUGCAGGCAGGAGUUUUGAAAAGUUAUCCGUUAAAGCUUCUCUUCACCACACUUCAGUGCUUUUUAAGCUCAAUCCAAUCAUUUGUCAUUGCCUUUGCUUUAGUAAGAGAUCCUCAUGAGUGGAUGCUUGGUUGGAACGUCAGACUUUUAGCUGUAGUUUAUUGUGGAAUUAUGGUGACGGGGGUUACAUUUUAUGUGCAAGCAUGGGUUAUAGAGAAGAAAGGGCCAGUGUUCUUAGCCAUGUCCACACCAUUAAAUUUGAUCUUUACAAUGUUUUGUUCUGCACUUCUCCUAUGUGAAAUCAUCAGUUUGGGAAGCGUUAUGGGUGGGGUAUUAUUGGUUGGAGGCCUCUAUAGUGUCUUAUGGGGGAAAAGCAAAGAAGAGAAAAUGAAAGAUAAAAUUUGCAUAAUAGGGGAUGCUGAGCAGAAAGAAUGCUCAGAGUUGAAACAAGUCAUUCCCAGUGGCAAUCAAGGGACAAUUGCCUGUGUAAUUUGAUUGCUACCAUCAUUGUCUCGCAAGUGGAAUGCGUUGAACCUUUUCUUGCCUUUAUUAGAAGGAAAAAUAGAGAGAUUAUAAAUGAAGUGAGGUGAGGUUUUAUGGUUGCCAACAGAAAAGUAAUGCUUCAGAUUUUUUAUAAUGUACACUUUAACUUUUAUUAUU
This is a messenger RNA of Hevea brasiliensis (rubber tree), 1398 nucleotides long. RefSeq names its product WAT1-related protein At5g64700. NCBI's taxonomy places the organism in Eukaryota, Viridiplantae, Streptophyta, Magnoliopsida, Malpighiales, Euphorbiaceae. The record is from RefSeq and is a predicted model, not a curated record. Gene Ontology annotation, cellular component: plasma membrane. Bases 139 to 1233 code for a protein of 364 amino acids. Gene Ontology annotation, molecular function: transmembrane transporter activity. The transcript is spliced from 7 exons.